GUGGCCGCGCAGGCUCGGCGGGGCGGCGGCACGGACUGACUGAGGGUCGGAAGGACUGAGGGACGGGCGGGCGCACGGCCAGGCCAUGCCUGGGGAGGCUGCCCGCGCCGAGCUGCUGCUGCCCGAGGCGGACCGACCCGGGCCCCGCACAGAUCUGUCCUGCGAUGCGGCUGCUGCCAUCACCAUCCUGGGAGGUGACCGGCGGGAGCCCUGUGCUCUGACACCAGGGCCCAGCCACCUGGCCCUCACGUUCCUGCCCAGCAAGCCGGGUGCCCGGCCCCAGCCCGAGGGAGCCAGCUGGGAUGCAGGGCCUGGUGGGGCACCCUCGGCCUGGGCAGACCCAGGGGAGGGGGGCCCGAGCCCCAUGCUCCUCCCUGAGGGCCUGACUUCCCAGGCUCUGUCCACCGAGGCUCCUCUCCCAGCCACCCUGGAGCCCCGGAUUGUGAUGGGAGAGGAGACGUGCCAGGCCCUCCUGUCACCCAGGGCUGCCCGGACAGCGCUCAGGGACCGGGAAGGUGGGCACGCAAGCCCAGACCCACCCCCCGAGCUGUGUUCUCAGGGUGAUCUUUCUGUGCCUUCCCCUCCUCCAGACCCUGAUUCCUUCUUCACGCCUCCCUCCACCCCCACCAAGACCACCUAUGCCCUGCUUCCCGGCUGUGGGCCCCACGGGGACGCCGGGGACUCAGAGGCUGAGCUGCGGGAUGAGCUGCUGGACUCACCCCCCGCCUCGCCCUCGGGCUCCUACAUUACGGCCGAUGGGGACAGCUGGGCCUCUUCACCCUCCUGUUCCCUCAGCCUGCUGGCUCCGGCUGAAGGGCUGGACUUCCCCUCAGGCUGGGGCCUGUCCCCGCAGGGGUCCGUGGCGGAUGAACGAGAGCUGCACCCUGCCGGGACCCCAGAGCCCCCAUCCUCUGAGUCCAGCCUCUCUGCAGACAGCAGCUCCUCCUGGGGCCAGGAGGGCCACUUCUUCGACCUGGACUUCCUGGCCAAUGACCCGAUGAUCCCCGCAGCCCUCCUACCCUUCCAGGGCAGCCUCAUCUUCCAGGUGGAGGCAGUGGAGGUGACACCGCUAUCCCCAGAGGAGGAAGAAGAAGAGGCUGUGGCGGAUCCCGACCCAGGUGGGGACCUAGCUGGGGAGGGUGAGGAGGACAGCACGUCCGCCUCCUUCCUGCAGUCGCUGUCUGACCUGUCCAUCACGGAGGGCAUGGAUGAGGCUUUUGCCUUCCGGGACGACACCUCUGCAGCCUCCUCUGAUUCAGACUCAGCCUCCUACGCAGAGGCAGAUGAUGAGAGGCUGUACAGCAGGGAGCCCCAUGCCCAGGCCACCCUGCUCCAGGACAGUGUCCAGAAGACAGAGGAGGAGAGCGGAGGUGGGGCCAAGGGGCUGCAGGCUCAAGAAGGGACUGUGUCCUGGGCCCUGGAGGAUGCUCCUCAGACCUCAGACAGAGGGGCCUAUCUCUCCCAGAGACAGGAAUCGAUCUCAGAAGUAACAGAAGAGGGCCUUGCUUUAGGCCAGGAGUCCACUGCCACUGUGACCCCUCACACUCUGCAGGUAGCCCCAGGCCUCCAGGUGGAGGCGGCUACCAGGGUGACCCCACAGGCUGGGGAGGAAGAAGCAGACUCCACCGCUGGACAAGCAUCUGCUGCCACGGCAAUGCCUCAGCCCUCCCAGGAGGGCAUCAGCGAGAUCUUAGGCCAAGAGUCUGUCACUGCAGAAAAACUUCCAACUGCACAGGAAGAAACAAGCCUCACACUGUGUCCAGACUCUCCUCAGAACUUGAAGGAAGAAGGAGGGCUGGACCUCCCCUCUGGCCAAAAGCCUGUAGCUGCAGCCACGCUUGUGCCCCAGCAGGCUGAAGAGGACCUCACCUUACCCCAGGACGCCUCUAUGACACCACCUCUGCCCCUACAAGACACAGAUCUCUCGUCAGCCCCAAAGUCUGUGGCUGCAGCCUCGCUUGUGCCCCAGCAGGCUGAAGAGGGCCUCACCUUACCCCAGGACCCCGCUGUGACACCACCUCUGUCCCUACAAGACACAGAUCUCUCGUCCGCCCCAAAGCCUGUGGCUGCAGCCACGCUUGUGCCCCAGCAGGCUGAAGAGGGCCUCACCUUACCCCAGGACCCCGCUGUGACACCACCUCUGUCCCUACAAGACACAGAUCUCUCGUCAGCCCCAACGCCUGUGGCUGCAGCCACGCUUGUGCCCCAGCAGGCUGAAGAGGGCCUCACCUUACCCCAGGACCCCGCUGUGACACCACCUCUGCCCCUACAAGACACAGAUCUCUCGUCAGCCCCAAAGCCUGUGGCUGCAGCCACGCUUGUGCCCCAGCAGGCUGAAGAGGGCCUCACCUUACCCCAGGACCCCGCUGUGACACCACCUCUGCCCCUACAAGACACAGAUCUCUCGUCAGCCCCAAAGCCUGUGGCUGCAGCCACGCUUGUGCCCCAGCAGGCUGAAGAGGGCCUCACCUUACCCCAGGACCCCGCUGUGACACCACCUCUGCCCCUACAAGACACAGAUCUCUCGUCAGCCCCAAAGCCUGUGGCUGCAGCCACGCUUGUGCCCCAGCAGGCUGAAGAGGGCCUCACCUUACCCCAGGACCCCGCUGUGACACCACCUCUGUCCCUACAAGACACAGAUCUCUCGUCAGCCCCAAAGCCUGUGGCUGCAACCACGCUUGUGCCCCAGCAGGCUGAAGAGGACCUCACCUUACCCCAGGACCCCGCUGUGACACCACCUCUGUCCCUACAAGACACAGAUCUCUCGUCAGCCCCAAAGCCUGUGGCUGCAGCCACGCUUGUGCCCCAGCAGGCUGAAGAGGGCCUCACCUUACCCCAGGACCCCUCUGUGACACCACCUCUGUCCCUACAAGACACAGAUCUCUCGUCAGCCCCAAAGCCUGUGGCUGCAGCCACGCUUGUGCCCCAGCAGGCUGAAGAGGGCCUCACCUUACCCCAGGACCCCUCUGUGACACCACCUCUGUCCCUACAAGACACAGAUCUCUCGUCAGCCCCAAAGCCUGUGGCUGCAGCCACGCUUGUGUCCCAGCAGGCUGAAGAGGGCCUCACCUUACCCCAGGACCCCUCUGUGACACCACCUCUAUCCCUACAAGACACAGAUCUCUCGUCAGCCCCAAAGCCUGUGGCUGCAGCCACGCUUGUGCCCCAGCAGGCUGAAGAGGGCCUCACCUUACCCCAGGACCCCUCUGUGACACCACCUCUGCCCCUACAAGACACAGAUCUCUCGUCAGCCCCAAAGCCUGUGGCUACAGCCACGCUUGUGCCCCAGCAGGCUGAAGAGGGCCUCACCUUACCCCAGGACUCCGCUGUGACAUCACCUCUGCCCCUACAAGACACAGAUCUCUCGUCAGCCCCAAAGCCUGUGGCUGCAGCCACGCUUGUGCCCCAGCAGGCUGAAGAGGACCUCACCUUACCCCAGGACUCCGCUGUGACACCACCUCUGCCCCUACAAGACACAGAUCUCUCGUCAGCCCCAAAGCCUGUGGCUGCAGCCUCGCUUGUGCCCCAGCAGGCUGAAGAGGACCUCACCUUACCCCAGGACCCCUCUGUGACACCACCUCUGCCCCUACAAGACACAGAUCUCUCGUCAGCCCCAAAGCCUGUGGCUGCAGCCACGCUUGUGCCCCAGCAGGCUGAAGAGGACCUCACCUUAUCCCAGGACUCCGCUAUGACAGCACCUCUGCCUCUGCAAGACACAGGCCCCACCUCAGGUCCAGAGCCUCUGGCUGUGGCCACCCGUCAGACCUUGCAGGCAGAAGCAGGCUGCGCCCCAGGGACAGAGCCUGUGGCCACCAUGGCUCAGCAGGAAGUAGGUGCGGCCUUAGGCCCCAGGCCAGCGCCUGAGAAGAAUGCAGCCCUCGCUAGAGUCCUGGAGCCUGCAGCCUUGAACCAGGUCCAACAGGAUGACCCACAGCCAGCUGCAGAAGCUGGGACACCUUGGGCCGCACAGGAAGAUGCGGAUUCCACUUUGGGCAUGGAGGCCCUCAGUCUCCCUGAGCCUGCCUCUGGUGCUGGGGAGGAAGUAGCAGAAGCCCUUUCUAGGCCUGGAUGGGAAGCAUGUCUGGAAGCACGAGCAUACACAGGUGAUGGGGCUAAGCCUGACUCGCCCCAAAAGGAGAGUCCAGAGGUUGAGAACCAGCAUGGAGGAUGCCUGAAGCCACUGGCACAGGAACACGGACCCAGGUCAGCACUUGGAGGUGCAGGGGAGGUCCCCGAGGCACCUCCUGCUACCUGUCCUGAGGUCAGCCAGGCCCGGCUCCUGAGCCCAGCCAGGGAGGAAAGAGGCCCGAGUGGCAAGUCCACCCCAGAGCCCACACUUCCCUCAGCUGUGGCCACAGAUGCCAGUCUGGACUCCUGCCCAGAGUCUUCAGUAGGGGCUGUGUCCAGGCUGGACAGAGGCUGCCCUGAUGCACCUGCCCCCACCUCUGCACCAACCUCCCAGCAGCCGGAGCCUGUGCUGGGUCUGGGCAGUGUUGAGCAACCCCACGAAGCACCCAGUGUCCUUGGCACCCCCUUGCUGCAGCCCCCAGAAAACCUUGCCAAGGGUCAGCCCAGUGCGCCCGCAGACAGGCCCCUGGGCCCUGACCCCUCUGCUCCUGGUACCCUUGCUGGGGCAGCCCUACCCCCACUGGAGCCCCCAGCCCCCUGCCUGUGCCAGGACCCCCAGGAAGACUCCGUGGAAGACGAGGAGCCCCCAGGCUCUCUAGGCCUCCCACCGCCCCAGGCAGGAGCCCAGCCUGCCACCGCUGCUGUCUCAGGAACCACACAGCCUCUGGGGACUGGGCCGCAAAUCAGCCUCUCGCCUCACUCCCCGAUCCUCAGCCCCAAGGUGGCCUCCAUGGAUGCCAAAGACCUGGCCUUGCAGAUCUCGCCGCCUUGCCAAGUGCCUCCUCCCUCUGGGCCCCAGAGCCCAGCUGGCCCUCAAGGGCUCUCGGCCCCCGAGCAGCAAGAGGACGAGGACAGCCUGGAGGAAGACUCACCUCGGGCCCUGGGCUCGGGCCAGCAUUCGGAUAGCCACGGGGAGUCGUCAGCCGAGCUGGACGAGCAGGACAUCUUGGCUCCUCAGACUGCACAGUGUCCAGCCCAGGCCCCAGCAGGCGGCAGUGAGGAGACCAUCGCCAAAGCCAAGCAGAGUCGCAGUGAGAAGAAGGCCCGAAAGGCAAUGUCAAAGCUGGGCUUGCGGCAGAUUCAGGGAGUCACCAGGAUCACCAUCCAGAAGUCCAAGAACAUCCUCUUUGUCAUCGCCAAGCCUGAUGUCUUCAAGAGCCCAGCCUCAGACACUUAUGUGGUCUUUGGCGAGGCCAAGAUUGAGGACCUGUCCCAGCAAGUGCACAAAGCCGCAGCUGAGAAGUUUAAGGUGCCCUCAGAGCCUUCGGCCUUGGUCCCUGAGUCAGCACCCAGGCCCCGGGUGAGGCUGGAGUGCAAGGAAGAGGAAGAGGAGGAGGAGGAAGAGGUGGACGAGGCAGGGCUGGAACUGCGUGACAUUGAGCUGGUGAUGGCGCAGGCCAAUGUGUCCAGGGCCAAGGCCGUGCGGGCUCUGAGAGACAACCACAGUGACAUCGUCAACGCCAUCAUGGAACUGACCAUGUAGCCACUGACCGGAAGCUGGAGCCAUCCUACGCCUUCCCUCAGCUCUGCUACUCAAUAAAUCGGUGUCCCUUCA
Symphalangus syndactylus (siamang) is the source of this 5683-nucleotide messenger RNA. It is a transcript of the gene NACAD, whose product is annotated as NAC alpha domain containing. Gene Ontology annotation, cellular component: nascent polypeptide-associated complex. Lineage: Eukaryota; Metazoa; Chordata; Mammalia; Primates; Hylobatidae. The record is from RefSeq and is a predicted model, not a curated record.